Pochonia chlamydosporia 170 is the source of this 1053-nucleotide messenger RNA. RefSeq names its product xylose isomerase-like TIM barrel. The record is from RefSeq and is a predicted model, not a curated record. The transcript has a single exon. Lineage: Eukaryota; Fungi; Ascomycota; Sordariomycetes; Hypocreales; Clavicipitaceae. Bases 1 to 1053 code for a protein of 350 amino acids.
AUGGUGCACCUACCCAGCAUAUGCACCAUCUCCCUCGGCCGCUGCGCCGCAGGCCACACACUAGACCACAAACUCGACAUGGCAGCCAAACACGGCUUCCGCGGCAUCGAGCUCUUCUACGAAGACCUAGUCGAGCUCACAAAGUCCAUGAACGGCGGCAAAACCCCUGAAAACCAACUAUCCGCCGCAACAACCAUCCGGCAAAUGUGCCAGAAGCGAGGCCUCUCCAUCAUCUGCCUUCAGCCAUUCAUGCACUACGAGGGCCUCGUCGACCGAGCUUUGCACCAGCAGCGAAUUCAGGAGAUGCAUCUAUGGGUGAAGCUGGCCCGCAAUCUGGGCACCGACCUGAUUCUUCUGCCUAGUAGUAAUUUGGAUCCAGAGCAUAUUACAGAGGACAUGGAUGUGAUUGUUGCGGAUAUGAGGGAGGUAGCUGAUAUUGGAGCACAAGUACAACCGCCUAUUCGGUAUGCGUUUGAGGCCUUAUGCUGGGGGACUAGAGUUGAUACCUGGGAAGCUAGUUGGGAUGUUGUCCGGAGAGUUGACAGAUCCAAUUUUGGAAUUUGUCUCGACUCGUUCAAUAUUGCUGGGAGGAUAUACGCGGAUCCAACUUCCCCUUCUAGAUGCACCCCAGACUGUGAUGAGGCGGUCGUUCGAUCAAUGGCCAGAUUGGUCCUCGACGUGGAUGUCACCAAGUUAUUUCUGCUGCAGGUCGCAGAUGCGGAAAAGUUGUCUGAACCACUUACGCCGACGCACGAGUUUUAUAAUCCAGAGCAACCUGCGCGGAUGAGCUGGUCCCGUAACGCGAGGUUAUUCUAUGGAGAGUCAGAAUACGGUGCAUAUCUACCGGCCCGAGCAAUUCUAAGCACAAUUGUGAGAGAUUUAAAGUACGAAGGAUGGCUGAGCUUUGAAGUCUUCAACAGGGAAUUCUUCAAUCCCGACGCCAGAGUACCAUUGAAAAUGGCAAACAGGGCAUCCCGCUCAUGGAAUAAAAUGGUUACAGAAUUGGGAUUAAACACGGAACAAACUAGCGAACGAAUGCAGCCCAUGUUAUAA